UGUAACGUUACCAGCCUCUCCUCCGUCUGUUGCAUUGUCUCAUUGGGGACGCAGCGACCAGAGCGCAGCACCAUGGUUAGACUACUCCACUCCACUGGACCGGGGAGAUUAGGAGUGAUAUAAAGAGGGACGGUGUCAAAGAGGAAAUCAAGCCAAGAUUCAUGAGAGACAUGGCUCGUUGAUUUUUGAUUCGGUGCACCAGAGGAUCCAUUCCAGUCUUGUGCCAGUCAGCAGGGCUGCCUUAGGCUUAGUGCUGCAUGGCAUGUUAGAUAUGGUGAGGAUGAUAUUUGGUAACUAAAACGGCUACGAAAAUGGAAUCGCUUACAACGACAGUGUUUCCUGAGUCCGGACCUUAGCCCAUUCAGCCCCCCUUAGCACGGAAACAGCGCUGGUCAGUGGUGCGCCCGGUUCCCCCCUGCCGGCCGGGCACCCCGACGAGGAUGGCCAGCCGCCGCGGCUGCGUGAACUCGCUUUGGUCGGGCACCGAGCGCGUCCGCAUCGGAGAGCGCCUCAGAGCGACCCUGGCCGGGGUGCUGGAGCUAGAGGUGCUCAGGUGCAAACACCUGGAGAUGGUGGACUGCGCUCUUGAGGACAGAGCCCACGCUGCCGCCAACGCAGAAGAAGAGCCACGGGUGGGGAAGGAGGAGGAGGAGGAGGAGGAGGAGGAGGAGGAGGGGAGCGGGACCCCUGAGAUCGCCGCCACGGAUGCCGAGCAUGGCACUGCGACAUCCCGCAGGCAACAGGCUCCAUCUCACUCAGAUAACGUGGUUAUGCCCUGUCGGAGCAGCCAGGAGGACUGUAGCAGUAGUUCAGGCGAAGGGAUGGGCCACACCUCAUCUGGCAGGGGGAGUAACUCCCGCUGGUCAACACUGUCCUGGGAUGCUCCCUCUGAUCUGCUCUCUCCACCAACACCUGACGCCUGUGGUAUGAUCCAUCUGGACAGUGACUCCCGACCCAGUUCAGGUAAACUUACAAACACUCACAUACUACUUGACACUACUAGUAGAGUGAUCAAAAGCACCUGCCUAAGGUGCAGUGCAGCAGCAGCAGCAGCAGCAGCCUGCACUGCAGAACAGCCAGGAGGAUACACUGACAGAAGAUACCCAGUUACAGUCCAAAGUGACCUGAGCAAAACUGGCCUGAGCUUUCUGGCCGACCUCUGCUCAGAACUUGGUGACUCCCUGAUUCCUUCUCUCCUCCCACUUCUUGACCCCACAUCCCCGUCAGGCACCACUUCCUUCAAUCUACAACCCCAGCUGGACCGUCGCUAUUGCACAGACCUGGUAUCCCGUCGGACCAAAGAGGUGUAUCCUUAUCCAAGCCCACUGCAUGCCGUUGCCCUACAGAGCCCCCUCUUCACCUCCCAGAGCCAAGAGCAAUCACCAUCUCAAAGCCCUGAAGGAGCCCACCUAGAUGACCAACAAGACUCCAACACGGAUCCGACUUUGCCUCUCCAGCCUCACAAGCCCACUGCUUCACCUUCUUUCACCCAGCUGGAGCAAUACAUAUGUCGACUGGCUCACCAGUAUCACAGUAGGUUAACCACCUCCACCUCAGAUAUUGCUUCAGCUGCAACCUCUGGCGCUGUCACAAACAGAGGCUUUUUCACACCUGGCAAAAGUCACGGUUCCACCCAGUCCCUUUCUGCCUUCGAGAGCCGCAAUACACUCAGCAUCACUCCCUGCAAGUCGCUGCUUGGAAACUCUGCCAGAGUCAGCCUCAGCACUACCGGGAAAAAAGCAACAAGGAAUUCAAUCAACCUAGGUAACUUACCUUCAGCAACUGGAGAGGACUUGAAUAUAAAUCUACACCUCAACCUCAACUUGAACCUGACUCCUGGAUUAAAUUCCAGCCAGGCACUGGUGGACAAUUCCAAAAAUGGCAGUUGUGGAGCUUUAAGGAGUGACUUUGCUGCUACCUCCACCACCUCUGCUACACCACUAUCCUGUGCUACACCCACCCCAGCACUUAGACCUCGCCCUCGCAUUUCAACAUGUCCAAGCAGCUUGAGCCACCGCAGUUCCCUGGAAGUCCCUUCAGGGCCUGGACCUAUUUCAGCAUUUGGGUCAUCUGCCUUCUGUCACUCGUUAGACUGGAGCAGCGGUGCUCCCAACGACACUGGACCAUCAGUGUUUGGUACUAACUCUGGAUCAGCUCCUGGGUCUCAGCGCAGCAGCUUGAUCCAAGAGUACAGUUCCAGUCCCAAGGUCCAUGAAGACUCCCCCAUGGUGGAGGAGAUCUCCCGCCUCUCGGGACUGUCAAGGGCUGUUGUGGUCGGUCUGAUGGAACAAGGUGUGGAGCUGGACAUUGACUGCUUUCAAACAGAUUCUGCAGGCGAGGUGAGGGGUCACAGUAAAACUCACCUGACAGCUCAAACAGAUCAGUCACAUGACUAUGCUAGACUGACUGACUUGAAUCCCCAGAGGCCAAUACAAUUGUCUCUCAGUGUGACCCAUUCUCCCCAGUCUCAGUCCAGCCUGACUCCCCCUCUCUCACACUCCAGCAGCCCCAUUCACCCCUAUCAUUCCAACCUUAUUCCCUCUCCCCACUACUCUUCACAUUACCAUUACCAGCAGACCCCUUCCCCAUCAGACAUGCCCUCUUCUACAGCAUCCUCUCCUGCGUCCCGGCCAAACCCCAGGGGCCGCUCACCUCCUCGGCCUCUCCAGCCAUCCCCUCUGGGUGCCACCCCGCUGUCUGUUUUCCGUCGGGACGCGCCCUUCCAGUGCUCGCUGCCUCGCACCAAUAUGAGGAGCUCUCCUUUGGAGCACGGCGGUAUUCAACAUAGGGGUGGAUCCCUUCGACAGAGUGGGGGAGUGGGCACAGGUAGUGGUGGGUGGAAGAGAUCGGAGGGGGAGGGGCUUUACAGAGGAAAGCAUGCCUCUCACAAGUUGGUCAGGGCAGCUACAGUAAGCAGCUACAGCAAGAGAGAGAACUAUCACUCAGAUUGGGGGGAAGAGCAGGAGAUGGAAUUAUCAACAGCCCAGACUCCCAGGAAGACAUCCAUCAAACUCUUCGGGGGCUUUGAGGGAAGCAUGUGGGGGAAAGAUUCGGAAAGCAAAAAGGAGGAGAUGGACAGAGCUGAGUAUGGCUAUGGAUGGAGGAGGAACAGUGUUGGAAGCUGGAGGAAGAGCAUCGAAAGCUGAAGGCUUCAUCCGGCAGUAAUGACAAGAAGCCAAAGGUAGAUAACUCCCCCAUUUUCCAGAAGAAAAGGGGGAAGGAUGAUGGGGAGAGACGCAGCUCCAGUCUCAGGCUUUCCAGGAGAGCUUUGUUCAGGAGCGAGUCCCAAGGCUUGUUGAUGCCUCGUAACCACAGCAAGGAGCCCACAAAGCGGGCACACUGGGUCUCCUCAUUAGAUGUCGGACAAGGCGGUAUGUACAUCAGUAAAGGUGAAGGGGUCAGACUGCUGCGAGCAAAAGAGGAAGACAAACACCUGUCCUCCACGGCCAGUCUCUUUAACCUCUCUCGUUCUCAGAGUCUUGAAGGCAGCUGCCACUCCGUCUCCCCUCUCUCCUCACCUUCCUUUUCUCCAUCUCCUCCUCUGCAGAUGCCCCUCCAGCGCUCUCGAUCUCUAAGAGACUUGGGAAGGAGAGUGUUUGGCUCAAUGAGGUCCCUGAGUCUUAAACGGAAGCCAUCCAAAAAGUGACUCUUGUAUAAUAGAUGAACAUUUCAGUAAAUGUAUUUUCAAUGUGUUGCGUUCAGAACACUACUAAUGGAUUGUAUUAUAGUUCAUGUAAAACAAAGUGCCACCAUUUUAAGAAUUUAAGCUUCCAAGAUAAAUGAUUGAUACAAGUACAAAUUCUGGUCAUUAAUUAUCUGCAAGUCCCUUUAUCAACCAUCAAUUGAGUCUUAUCAAUUCAAUUUGUUCUGGGGCUUAGACAUUCACUCAAAUCCUUUGUACAUUUUGAAAACAUGUUGAUGUUUUAUAGCCACCCAAAUCUGCCAAAUUCUCCCAAACUGGAUCUGUAGCAUAAUCUGUGUGCUUCGUAUCGAGUGCACUGCCUCCAAAAGUUCUCCACACUGGCAAUAUAUUGUAGUAAACUUUGUAACCUACAGUAGAAUGAAAAGGCACUGUAGGAUGCAGCGUUGCCCACCAACAAUUGUCAGCAAUUGAAACAUAGAUGACAACUUCCUUUAAAACUACAACCCUUAAUAAAAUUGGUAUCAUUAUGAGUAUCAGGGGAGUUUUACAGUAUAUAUGCUGCUUCAAACGAUUUGACAUUACAACAUCAUUCUGGGAUUGUUUUGUGGCUAAAAUGUAGCCUGAUUGGAAGUUAUUGAAUAUAGAUUAAAGAUAUGUUCAAUGAGCAGUAAGCACUAAGCAGCUUUGUUACAUAAUGACUGAAUCCUCCGAUAGACCUGAGUAUGAAUGUGUUUGUGUACAUUCCUCUUCUGCAUGCUGCUCUGUAACUCGUUCAGUAAUUAUAGCUAUUGUGAGAGUGGGAUUUUCUUGAUGUUUAUUGGCAAUAUUGCCUCUGAAGUACAAUCAUAUUGGCAAGACAAUGACCAAAACAAAGCAAAUACUCUUUAACUUGACAUAGUGCUCAGGAUUUUCAAAUAAAUAUUGAAUCAUUAAUACUGCUGAGUUAUUUAAGACAAAAUGUGUCUUCAUGGCAAAUCAUGAUUAAAAUAUAUGUAUAAUGAAA
This is a messenger RNA of Labrus bergylta (ballan wrasse), 4646 nucleotides long. Lineage: Eukaryota; Metazoa; Chordata; Actinopteri; Labriformes; Labridae. The record is from RefSeq and is a predicted model, not a curated record.